AUGACUGCCACUAUUGUGGCAUUACAGAAACGUAAAAGCGAAAGACGAGCGUGGAUGCUUCCUAGACCACAGCAGUGGUUCAAUGCUAUGUUAACCGAACAGAUAUACGAUUACAAUCCAUACUGGAAAGAACAAUUCCGGUUAUCAAAGGACACAUUCUACUUUGUGGUUGGAUUAGUCCGUGGUGCGAUGGAAAAAAGGAACACGCGACUGAGAGAGGCCAUAUGCGUGGAAAAGYGUGUAGCUAUUGCUCUCUGGAGACUUGCAACAGGUAACUGCUUCAGAGCUGUUGCAUCUACGUUUGGCGUGGGAAAAUCUUCAGCCAUGAAGGUUACAGAUGAAUUAAUUGAAGCACUGUUGGAUCUCUAUGAAGAUUGGAUCAGGUUCCCAACGAAUGAACAGGAAACUGCCGAGGCAAUACAUAGAUUCUCUGCUCUCACUAACACUCCUAUUCCUCAAGUCCUAGGGGCAAUCGAUGGAUCACAUAUCCCAAUUAAAGCUCCUCAGUAA
Exaiptasia diaphana is the source of this 510-nucleotide messenger RNA. Its product is annotated as protein ANTAGONIST OF LIKE HETEROCHROMATIN PROTEIN 1. The transcript has a single exon. The record is from RefSeq and is a predicted model, not a curated record. Bases 1 to 510 code for a protein of 169 amino acids. Lineage: Eukaryota; Metazoa; Cnidaria; Anthozoa; Actiniaria; Aiptasiidae.